Paramecium sonneborni is the source of this 1787-nucleotide messenger RNA. NCBI's taxonomy places the organism in Eukaryota, Ciliophora, Oligohymenophorea, Peniculida, Parameciidae. The record is from the annotation of a GenBank genome assembly.
AUGAAAAGUUAAUUAUAAAGAAGUUCAUAUGGGGAAUUAUCAUCAAUUCGUUCCUAUCCUACUGAGAAAUUGAAUACUCAGUCUGAUAGUGAGUUGGUUGAAGUUGAUAUGGACAAACUCAAUUUUCAUUCAUUUUACUUACCCUUUGAUCCAAUUCAAUCAUAAUCUAACUAAGUUGAAGGUGAGCUUUUUAUUCGAGAUUUUAUUAAAAAGUUGAUUGCCAUAGUCUCAAAAAAAAUCAAUGAAAAUGAACAAAUUAAAAUGUUACCAAUAAUUGGUUACUAAUCAUCAAUAGAUAGAAUGACACAUCCUAUUCAAUAAUACUUUCGAUAACAUGAAGAUCCAACGUAUGAUAAUUUAACUGGAGGAUUAGAGGAAGAUGAAGAACCUGUAUUCAAAGUUUCUAAUUGAUAGGUUAGAUUUCAACAGGAGUAAUGGUUGGUAUAAAAAGUUAGUCUAAUACCUGGAAGGAUAUUAGAAGUAGAAUAAUAAAGUACAAAUUCUAAUCGCUAAUCUUUAACAGCCUAAACUUUUAUGAGAUCUAGAGUCUUGAUUUAAGUAUUCUAAAAUUAUUCCUAUAUAUUAGGAUUAAGCAUAAUUGAAUAAUUAAAAAAAUGUAAGAGAUAAAGAAAAAUUACCUGGAAUUGUUGAUCUCAAUGAUCCUUUAGAUAUAAGUUUGACAGAGGAGUUAUUAAGGGCUUAAAAGGAAAGAGAUUAUAAAAUUAAAUAAGAAUUGAAAGAAUAAGAAAGAAAAAGGAAGUAAAAAGAAAUGGAAGAACAAUAAUUGAAAUAUGAUCUGAUAUCCAAAGAUAAAAAAUCAAAGAUGUAUACUUAUGAUUAUGAUGGGAAACUAAUUUCUGUUAUAACUUUAAAAGGCCAUAAGUUUCCACCAACUACUGCAACAUUAGGGUAUUAAAAUUAAUAAUUGAGAGAUCCAAAUUUGAAGAUGGUUAAACUAAAAUAAAUAUGUUUAAUAAAAGAAAAACUUUUAUUUAAAAUUCAGGUUCUUAAGUUAAAAAGAAAUAAGAAGAUGAAAAAGACAGAGAUCCUAAAGAUCAAGUUAAAUUUUAAUCUCUAGCUCCACUUGUUAAUGAAAAUAUGCAUUUACAAUAAGGAGUUCUUAUAAUUUAAGAAGGAAGAGUUAGAGAAGGACCAAAGGAUUAGCCAAUUAAUUUAGAUAAAAUGAAUGAUCCUGCUUUAAGAAUGGUUAGAAAUGAAUAUCUAUCUUUGACAUAACAAAUUAAUGCUUCUCAUAAUUAAUCAUCAAUAUAAUAAGUUAAAGCAGAAGAUGCUUAAAUUAAAGAUUUUACUAAUGAUCAUGAUAAAAAAUAAAUUCUCAAUAGAAUUCGUAGAUUAAGUUAACCAAGUGUUACAAGUGAUGGGAAUAUAAAGUAAUAACUAUUUACCUAUAUCUCUCUUUAGGAUAAACUCGAUGUAAAUUUAUGAAUAGGUGGCCUAAGUUAUUUUUGAAGAUAAGGAAUAACAUCCAAUACCUAUUAUUAAACAAAAUAAUAAUAAUAACAAAGAUAUACAAAUGAUAAAAUCUCCUACUGAUCAAUAUAAUAUAUCAUUAUAUAAAAAUACAUCUUGGGGAAAAGAAGUACCCUCUACUUAGGGUAAUACUACAAAACUGAAAGGAAGUAAGGCUAAAGUAAAGUAAUGCUUUUUAAAUAUAUAAUAGAGAUAUUUUGUCAACAGUUGGAAUUGUGGUUAAAAGAACAAGAGAAAGAAGAGGGAAUUCAGAGACAACACAUUUACCAAAAAUGAAAAAUAUUUCUCAAAUUUGA